AGUUACUGUACUGUACCUUCGCCACCAUCCCAUGGGCAGUCCUCGCCGAGACAAUGAGUUCGAGGCCUUUGCCAAUCACGCUACCAAACUUACAAGAUCAAGUGAGCCUUGUACGGCCCGUGGUCGACUUUACUCGUACAAGUCCUGCAAGAUCACCAAGUCACAGAGACGAGUUCGUCAUUCAUUCAAUGAUCCAACGACGCCAUGUUGCUGGAGCAGGACACGAGUAAAGCGCCGACGCUGCUUGCACAGAGGAUAAAACCAUCCAACUAUCAACUCUCGAUUUUAAAUGUCGAGUUUGGAGGACAAUGGAAGUAUGAUGGGAAGGCAGUAAUCGAUGCUGAAGCCUUCGUGACGACCAACACAGUUAUCCUGCAUUCUGAAGACCUCGAAAUAUUGAGUACUGAGGUCAAGUCAGGUCUUGACUAUUCACUAGUCCAGGAUGCCUCGUCGAUAGUGUUGAACGAAGAUGACAAGCAAGUUUGCUUACAGUUCAGUGAGGCGAUCUCGAAAGGCCACUUUCAACUCCUCGUUUCGUUCAGGGGUCAGUGUGACCCUGACAUGACAGGAUUUUACAGAUCCAGAUAUGAACCUCAUGAAGAUCUGGAUGCUGCUUCGGUCAAGGUCGGUAGCGAUUGCUACAUGCUGGCAACUCACUUCGAGCCCUGUGACGCGAGGAGGGCUUUUCCGUGUUUCGAUGAGCCUCAUCUCAAGGCAACCUUUGAGCUCGAGCUGGAGAUUCCUGAAGACUUGACUGCUCUGAGCAACAUGCCGGAGAAAUCGUGUCGGUCUCUCGACGGCCCCAAAAAGGGCUUGAAGACGGUAUCUUUUGAAAAGUCUCCUGUCAUGAGCACGUAUCUUCUUGCGUGGGCUGUAGGAGACUUUGAGUACGUUGAAGCCUUGACGACAAGAACCUACAGUGCUGGAAAAAUCCCAGUGAGAAUCUACACCACAAAGGGUCUGGUCCAACACGCCCAGUUUGCACUCAAAGACGCGUGUGAUACUCUUGACUUAUUCAGCGAGAGCUUUGGCGUCGAGUAUCCCUUGCCAAAAUGUGACCAUCUUGUGGUACACGACUUCAUAUCCGGAGCCAUGGAGAAUUGGGGAUUGAUCACAUACAAGCCGACAAAGAUCUUAUUCGAUCCAGUCACUGCAGACAACAGACUCAUGUCCAAGGCCUCCUAUGUGGUUGCACACGAGCUUGCACAUCAGUGGUUUGGGAACCUCGUCACCAUGAGUGGUUGGAACGAGCUCUGGCUGAACGAAGGAUUUGCGACGUGGGCCGGCUAUUUCGCCGUCGAUCGACUGCAUCCGGACUGGAACAUCUGGGGUCAGUUCGUCGACGAAGCCAUGGAAGAAGCGUUCGCCCUGGAUAGCUUGGACGCAUCACACCCGAUUGAGGUAAAUUUCGCGACUGAAAGUCAAGCGCGGCAAAUGUUUGACAGCAUCAGCUAUUGCAAAGGAAGUUCGGUCAUCCGCAUGCUCGCUAGCUAUCUGGGUGAAGGGAUCUUCUUAAAAGGCAUCGCAGCCUAUCUCGAGAGCCGCUUAUACGGAAACGCAACCUCAGAUGAUUUGUGGCGUGCUCUGUCACAAACAUCUGGUCUGGACGUGGGCGAGUUGAUGGAUUCUUGGAUUCAUCGGGCAGGGUUUCCCUUGGUAAAUGUCGUCCCUACACUGGAUUGCAUCGAGUUGUCACAAACGCCGUUCCUCCGAGAAGCCACGAGCGAUAAGACUGCAACUUGGCACGUACCUCUUGGUCUCAAUGCACAGAAGCCCAACGAUGAUUGCAAGAGACUUUGUACAAAGUCCAAACAGCUCAAAAUGCCGAACCUAGUCUCAAAAAUCAACCAUGGUCAUACCGGCUUUUAUCGUACUCAUUACCCUUCAGAAUAUCUCCUCUCGAUUCUUUGGGCCCCUUCGAAACUAUCAAGUGAGGACAAGGUGGGUAUCAUUGCCGAUAUGCGAGCCCUUGUCUUUGCCGGGUCGAGACCAGCCGGUGAUCUUUUGACAAUACUGCCUGCUUUCAAAAAAGACAGAGACUGCUUUGUCUGGUCCCAAGUCAAGAAAGCCGUCUCUUUGGUGAUGUCGGGGGUCUCUGGUGACAGUCAAGCCGUAGCAGCGGUCAAGGCAUACACCCAGCAACUGCUGUCUGAAGUCAAAGCCGAGAUCAGCUGGACUGGAAAGACCGACAGCUACGUUGACGGCGAAUUCGAAAAGAACAUUAUUCAACUCUGUGUCGUGGCUGACGACGAGGAAGUUCUUGGUCAAGUCAAGAACAGGUUCCAAGAGUGGAAGAACGGUGGCGCUCACUCUAUCAACCGAAACCUCCAGUCACCCAUCUUUGGUAUCUCUGUCGCAAUAGGCGGCGAACGGGAAUACUUGGAUGUCAAAGCUGAAUACAUAAGAAAUCAAUCCAUCGACGGACGAGAGAUCUGUAUUGCAGCAAUGGGUCGGACAAAGAUUACGGCCAUGGCACGGGACUUCCUCGACUUUACUUUUAUGUCAGAGGAUCACAUUCCACUACAAAACAUCCACUUUGUCGCCAUCGCCUUGGCCAACGGCCCUUGCAGUUCUGUGCUAUGGGAAUACGUCAAGGAGAACUGGGACACGGUCUACAAGAGACUUUCAGUUAACGGUGUCGCUCUCAACCUGUUCAUCGAAAGUGGUCUUUGUUGCUUCGAUGAUCUGGAUGUCGAGAGUGACAUUGCUGAAUUUUUCGCGGCCAGGAAUGUUCCCGGCAUCGAGCAUCCUCUUCAGGUGGUCAGUGACAAUAUCAAAAUGAACGCAGCGUACAAGGCCAGGGCAGCCUCGGAGAUCAGACCCUGGUUGCAGGCAAAUGGGCUUUUCUGA
Exophiala oligosperma is the source of this 2850-nucleotide messenger RNA. RefSeq lists its product as uncharacterized. The transcript has 3 exons. NCBI's taxonomy places the organism in Eukaryota, Fungi, Ascomycota, Eurotiomycetes, Chaetothyriales, Herpotrichiellaceae. Gene Ontology annotation, cellular component: cytoplasm. The record is from RefSeq and is a predicted model, not a curated record. The coding region runs from base 205 to 2850 and encodes 881 amino acids. Gene Ontology annotation, molecular function: metalloaminopeptidase activity; zinc ion binding; peptide binding. Gene Ontology annotation, biological process: proteolysis; peptide catabolic process.